Molecule: messenger RNA, 784 nt
Organism: Cadophora gregata
Lineage: Eukaryota; Fungi; Ascomycota; Leotiomycetes; Helotiales; Ploettnerulaceae
Exons: 2
Coding region: 258-620 (120 amino acids)
Biological process (GO): protein folding in endoplasmic reticulum; autophagosome assembly
Cellular component (GO): endoplasmic reticulum; EMC complex; membrane
Source: RefSeq, a predicted model, not a curated record
UUCCACCCCCUUCCGUACCUAAGGUCCAUGUAGCUUAGCCGAAAGCCGUCAGCCGUCAGGCGCGAGGCGCGAGGCGCCCCAGACCCGAAUGCCUGCGGAGCUGAGCAAAUGGUUAAGGUACGAGUACAGUACCGUCACCGUCCCAGAGUCAGUUCCAUUUGGUUUAUCUCACCUCGCCACCAAACCGCCCUCGCCCUCUAUCUUUUCAUCAUCGACUGCACUUCGGGACGUUCACUGGUUCGCACUAGCCCGCCAUCAUGCUCACAGAAAGAGAGCUACAGAUAAGCCCCAUCGUGCAGGAAUCGGUCGCGCACAACACCAAGACCCUCGCAACCCUCCGCAAUCUCACAGCCUCACUCUUCGGUAUUGGCGCCGGCAUUUUGGGUCUUGAAUCCUACCCAGGAUUUCUCUUCUACUUCUUCUUCACAGUACUCACUUCUGCUCUCGUAUAUGCAUUCCGCGUUCGCCCGGGGAUUGUUCAAGAAACAGAGUCUCAAGGCACAGCAGGGGUUGAGAGAUAUUUUAAGGGAAGCUUGGAGCUUUGGACAGGAGGCUUGAUAGAGGGGCUGAGUGGCUUUGUUUUGACGUGGACCUUGUUCUAUGGGCUUGUUCGGGCGUAGAAGAUUGGGGGAUGGACUCUGGCGGUGUAGGAUAAAACGGGAAGCAUUUCCAGAUCGUGACGUUCAGAACGGCGUUAUGGUUCUCUUACUACAUCAGGUGUUGGAAGGGACGAAUGUUACCAAUACUUGGACUUGGACUUCUGAUUGUGUUGACCUGACUACAA